UUGAGGUCCUACUUUAUUAGCAAAAUUAAAAAAAAAUUUUCAAAGAUGAUUUCCUAUAUGAUUGAUGGUUCUGGCUUUUUAAUUGUAAAUAGACAAAUAAUUUCUGAAGAUAUUGACAAUUUUGAAUAUACACCUAAACCUGAAUUUGUUGGGGAAUUUGUUGUUUUUAACGAGGAAAAUGAACAAAAAUUAUUGUUGAAAUUUUUUGAUCAUUUACUAAAAAUUAAACCUUCAAUUAUGGUUACUUAUAAUGGCGAUUUUUUUGAUUGGCCUUUUGUUGAUGCUCGUGCUAAUUUUCACGGAAUAAAUAUAAACAAAUAUUUGGGUUUUUAUAAAGAUUCACAAGAUGAAUAUAAACAUUUUAAUUGUGUACAUAUGGAUGCUUUUAGUUGGGUUCAACGUGACAGUUAUCUUCCAAUGGGUUCACAAUCGUUAAAAGCUGCAACUAGAGAAAAAUUGCGUUAUGAUCCUAUUGAAUUGGAUCCAGAAGAAAUGGUCCCAAUGGCAAAAAAUCAACCAAAAGUUUUGGCUAAUUAUUCAGUUUCUGAUGCUGUUUCAACUUAUUAUUUAUAUACAAAAUAUGUUCAUCCAUUUAUUUUUGCUUUGUGUACAAUUAUUCCUUUGUCUCCAGAUGAUGUUUUGCGUAAAGGUUCAGGAACAUUAUGUGAAGCUUUGUUAAUGGUUCAAGCAUUCCACAGCAAUAUAAUAUUUCCAAAUAAACAAAUAAUUAAAGAAAAUAAAAUGACUUUGGAUGGACAUUUAAUUGAUAGUGAAACUUAUGUUGGGGGGCAUGUUGAGGCUAUUGAAUCUGGAGUUUUUAGAGCUGAUAUAGCUUGUAGAUUUAAAUUGGAUGUUGAAGCAUUGGAACAAUUGAAGGAAGAAGUUCGUCCAACAUUAGAACAUUCACUUUGUAAUGACGCAAAAAUAUUAUUACCAGAAGUUUUAAAUUUUGAUUCAAUUUGUGGACAAAUUGAACAAUCCUUGAAUGCAUUAAUUGAAAAACCUUUAAGAACAGAACAUCCAGAACUUUAUCAUUUGGAUGUCGGGGCGAUGUAUCCGAAUAUUAUUUUGACUAAUAGACUUCAGCCUCCAGCAGUUGUAAACGAAGAACAAUGUAUGGCCUGUAUUUAUAAUGCACCUGAUGCUAAAUGUAAAAGAAAAAUGGAUUGGGUUUGGAGAGGAGAGUGUAUUCCGGCCUCAAAAGGAGAAUAUGACAGGCUUAUGAUGCAAUUAGAACAAGAGAGAUUUGGAAAACCACCAAAGCCAUUUAAUGCUUUACCUAAAGAAGAAAGAAUAAAAAUUUCUAAAAAGAGAAUUACAGAAUAUUGCAAAACUGCUUAUAAAAGAUUGCAUGAUACAAAAAUAGAGCAAAGAAAUACAACAAUAUGUCAACGGGAACACUCUUUUUAUGUAGAUACUGUUAGAGCUUUUAGAGAUCGACGUUAUGAGUAUAAAGAAAUGCAUAAGAAAGCAAAAGCAUCAGUAGAAGCAAUUCCCUCAAGUCAUUUGGCUGAUCGUAAAUCAGCACAAUCUAGAGUUAUACUUUAUGAUUCUCUUCAAAUGGCACACAAAUGUAUUUUAAAUUCUUUUUAUGGUUAUGUUAUGAGAAAAGGAUCUAGAUGGUUUUCUAUGGAAAUGGCUGGGAUUGUAUGCCAUACAGGUGCUAAUAUAAUUCGCGAAGCGCGUCAAUUAAUUGAACGUAUUGGUAGACCAUUAGAAUUAGAUACAGAUGGAAUUUGGUGUUUACUUCCAAGCUCGUUUCCUCAAAAUUUUGUUUUUGAAAUUUUGAAUGGCAAAAAAAUUAAAAUUUCUUAUCCGGCCGCUGUCUUAAAUGCUUUGGUUAAAGAUCGAUUUACUAAUGAACAAUAUCAUACAAUUAUUGAUGAUGGGGAAUGUAUAAUAUCUAGUGAAAAUUCUAUUUUCUUUGAGGUUGACGGUCCUUAUUAUGCAAUGAUAUUACCAGCUUCCAAGGAGGAAGGAAAAAAGCUUAAGAAACGUUAUGCUGUCUUUAAUUUUGACAAAACUUUGGCUGAAUUAAAAGGAUUUGAAGUUAAAAGACGUGGAGAAUUAGCAAUAAUAAAGUUUGUAUUUUUUUAUUAGACCUCAUUGUAAAAUAUAUCCGUUACUAUAUGUCGUAGACGCCGAAAAGUCAAACCCACCAAAAACCCGUCGAAAUGC
Meloidogyne enterolobii is the source of this 2178-nucleotide messenger RNA. The record is from the annotation of a GenBank genome assembly. NCBI's taxonomy places the organism in Eukaryota, Metazoa, Nematoda, Chromadorea, Rhabditida, Meloidogynidae.